Lathyrus sativus (Indian pea) is the source of this 1254-nucleotide messenger RNA. Lineage: Eukaryota; Viridiplantae; Streptophyta; Magnoliopsida; Fabales; Fabaceae. The record is from the annotation of a GenBank genome assembly.
AUGGCAACAAUGCAAGAGUGUCCAAGGAGUCCAGAAGCGAAACUUGGGAUGCGAGUUGAGGAUCUAUGGGAUGUUCAAGAGGCACAGUUGAGUCCUACUGAGAAGCUUAACGCUUGUUUUGAAAGCAUCCCUGUUUCUGCUUUUCCUUUACCAUCUUUAAACCAAGAACUUGAAAUAAAAUCAGAUGCUACUUUAGCUGAAGCUGUGGAAAUACUGGCACAUAAUAAUAUUCUGAGUGCACCUGUGGUGGAUGUUGAUGCACCUGAAGAUGCUAGUUGGAUGGAUAGAUAUAUUGGGAUUGUUGAGUUUGCUGGAAUUGUUGUAUGGAUUUUGCAUCAGUCUGAACCUGCAUCUCCUAAGAGUCCAUCAACUCCGACCAGUGCGAGUGCUAUUGCGGCCGCGGCUAACGGGAAUACUUUUGCUCGUGAACUUGAAGCAUUAGGCCUUGGAUCUGCCGCGACAACAUCCGGGGACUUUUUCGAGGAUCUUACUUCUUCUGAACUUUAUAAGAGCACCAAGGUUCAGGAUAUUUCAGGGACGUUCCGAUGGGCUCCGUUUCUUGCUUUGGAGAGAUCAAACUCAUUUCUAACUAUGCUCUUGUUGCUUUCUAAGUACAAGAUGAAGAGUGUUCCUGUUGUAGACUUAGGUGCUGGUAGAAUUAAUAACAUUAUCACACAAGCCGCCGUGAUUCAUAUGGUUGCAGAAUGCGCCGGACUUCAGUGGUUCGAAAAUUGGGGAACCAAGAAACUCUCUGAUGUUGGUCUUCCUCUUGUGUCACCAGAGCAAAUCAUCAAGGUUUAUGAGGAUGAACCGGUACUUCAAGCAUUUAAAGUGAUGAGGAAAGAGAGGAUUGGAGGAGUGCCUGUCAUCAAAAGAGGCGGCAAUAUGCCAGUUGGUAAUAUUAGCUUGAGAGAUGUUCAAUUCUUGCUAACAGCCCCAGAAAUCUAUCACGAUUAUAGGGCUAUUACAGUGAAGGAUUUUAUGACUGCUGUUAGCAGCUACUUAGAGAAGAAUAAAACCCCAUUGAGGUCAUGUGAAUUCCUUACAUGCAAAAGGGACUGUACAGUCAAUGAGUUGAUUCAAUUGCUUGACAGAGAGCAGGUUCAUCGGGUCUACGUUGUGGACGACAACGGGGACCUUGAAGGACUAAUCACACUAAGAGAUAUCAUCUCAAGGCUAGUACAUGAGCCCCGUGGCUAUUUUGGCGAUUUCUUUGACGGUGUUCUCCCACUACCGGCUAACAGCAGGGUUUAA